Molecule: messenger RNA, 988 nt
Organism: Bombina bombina (fire-bellied toad)
Lineage: Eukaryota; Metazoa; Chordata; Amphibia; Anura; Bombinatoridae
Gene: PRIMA1
Product: proline rich membrane anchor 1
Exons: 5
Coding region: 1-492 (163 amino acids)
Source: RefSeq, a predicted model, not a curated record
AUGAAAGUUAUUCAGCUUGUGAGACGAGCUAGAGAAGUUAUGCAGAUCAGGGGACUAUUUCUGCCCUGCGCUUUCUGUCCUUAUCUUUUGCUUCACUGUCUGACUCUACCGCUCCUCGAACUCAUUCAGAUUGCUCAGGCUGAACUCCAGAAAACAUGCUCCAGAACCACAAGUGAAAAUGUGCCCAGUGGAUGCCAACAUGUGUGUCAGUGUCGACCUCCUCCUCUACUUCCUCCUCCACCACCGCCUCCUCCUCCUCCAAGGCUUCCACAACUCCCUCCUGAAACUAAAUGCUGUGAGCAAGAAACUUGGUGGCAUUUCCUUGUUGUUAUUAUCAUUUCUGCAGUGUUUCUAUUUAUAGUUGUUAUCAUGUGCUACAAAGCAAUUAAAAGGAAACCACUGCGUAAGGAAGAAAAUGGGACUAGCAGAGUCGAAUAUGCAAUGACCUCUGAAACUGGUAAACAGCAGGACUCCAACAACGCAGUCGUAUAAUCCCUGCACAACCUCCAAGUCCAAGGAGGUAUUGAAAUGUGUUCUGUUUUUUUGGAUAAAAAGCACUGUCAGUGGGAGAUUGAACAGACUUCAUUUGGAAAGCAGAACAGACAUCAGUUUAAGCUGUGAAGAGAGAACCUUCAGAGGUCCUAGUCUUGCUGAUGUCACUCACAGUGUAAUCUGUCAAUCAGAGCAUUAAUAGAGGAUACCUAACCAUGGAAUAAUCAUUGCAUGUGUUUGCUGAAAAUCUAGGUACUGCUCUUCUUGAAUUACUGUCUGAAAAAACUGCCAAAGUGGAACUGUAUCAUUUGUUUUGGAUGUACAAUUUCACGGAGAAGAUGAGGUGGAAAACUACACCUGCAUGGUUUUCAUUUCCAAGAUAGAAUUUUUCUAUGAUUUAUUACAGGGAAAGGAGCCAUUUACAUCGGACACCCAAAAUGAAUGCAUGCACUUAAUAAGCUAACCCAGGAAAUACAGCUUUGGUAUCAGAUCUAUG